Messenger RNA from Lonchura striata (white-rumped munia), 623 nucleotides. It is a transcript of the gene TIMM10B, whose product is annotated as translocase of inner mitochondrial membrane 10B. Lineage: Eukaryota; Metazoa; Chordata; Aves; Passeriformes; Estrildidae. The record is from RefSeq and is a predicted model, not a curated record.
CGGGCGGAUGUGACGGCGCAGGGAGUGCGGCGGGAGCGGCCCGGGCCGGGCCCGGCAUGGACCCGGCGGCCGAGCACCGGCAGCAGCUCCGCAGCCUGCGGGAUUUCCUGCUGGUCUACAACCGCAUGACCGAGCUCUGCUUCCGCCACUGCGUCUGCAACCUCAACUACCGGCUGCUCACGGGCCGCGAGGAGUCGUGCCUGGACAGCUGCGCCGCGAGGCUGGUCCGCGCCAACCACCGCCUGAUGGGCGCCUACGUGGGACUGGUGCCGGCGCUGCUGCAGCGCCGCGCAGCCGAGCACGACGCUGCGGCGGGGCCGCCCGCACUGCCGGCCUCCCCUGGACCGGCCCCGGGCCCCGCGGAAGACGCUCCCGCUGCCGGCACGUAGAAGCCCCUGGCCGCAGCUCCCCGCGGCCGUCGGACGCAGCAGCAGCCCUGCUGCGCUGGAGCUCCAGGCUGGAGCAGCAUCCGCGCUGGGCCCCCGGAGCCCCGAGCAGCGGCUGGGCUAUGCAGGGCACCGAGGAUGGGGGGCACAGGAACAGGGGAAGGCCCCCCCUAGCCCUCCUGGCUGUGGAUUUCUGGGAAGUGGAGUGUGAAUACCAAUAAAACAUCUUCACAGUAA